Babjeviella inositovora NRRL Y-12698 is the source of this 2065-nucleotide messenger RNA. RefSeq lists its product as uncharacterized. Gene Ontology annotation, molecular function: chromatin binding; protein binding. The coding region runs from base 34 to 1980 and encodes 648 amino acids. Gene Ontology annotation, biological process: synaptonemal complex assembly; replication-born double-strand break repair via sister chromatid exchange; mitotic sister chromatid cohesion. The transcript has 3 exons. NCBI's taxonomy places the organism in Eukaryota, Fungi, Ascomycota, Pichiomycetes, Serinales. Gene Ontology annotation, cellular component: synaptonemal complex; cohesin complex. The record is from RefSeq and is a predicted model, not a curated record.
GGGAAUUGAAUUUAGGUCGUUAUUCCACCCUACAUGUUUUUCAGCCAAGAUUUACUAUUGAGCGAAAAGAGCGGUGUUGGUACCAUCUGGAUCCUUGCCACCCUUGGAAACAAUUCGUUUCAAAGCAAGGUUGUUAAAAAGGAUGUUCUAUCUGCCUCCAUCCCCGAUGCCUGUGAGAUAAUUACCAACCCUUCCUACUCCAUGGCAUUGAGGUUGUCGUCAAAUCUUUUAUACGGGGUUACCUUGUUGUACAAGCAGAAGGUGGAUUACGUUUAUCUGGACGUUAGUAUAGCCCGUUUAAAAUUGCAGAGAGAUCUCUUCCGAGGGGCUAAAGCUCAAUCGGCAUUGCCAGAUCACAAAGGCAUCAGAGCCCGGACCUUGCCUCUUGAUAACGAUCCUCUGUUCAACAUAAGCUUGGACCUAUUACCCGUGUUGAACUUGGAAGACCUAUUUUCUAGUUAUAUAGAUAUGGGAUACGAACAGGACGAUAGAAGGACAAGAAUCAAAUUGCAAGAUAUGACACAAAACCAUAACGACUCACCUCUUGUCCAAAUAUCAGAUCAUUCUCUUGGCGUUGAAGCUGCAUACCACAUUCAUGGAGAAGGGCAGAUCAGUACUGUACCCCCGGUUAGCCAUAGCUGGAGAGAUGUUGAAUUUGGAAACCCUCUUGGAGAGGAUUUUCUUGGCAACUCAGACUUUGAGUUUGAUGAAAAUGGUGGUUUAAGGAACAUGGCAAAUGUGGAAAUUUCGAGGUUGGUAGGCUGUAGUCCCCGUCUGAAACCUUUGAGUGAUUUUGAUCAAUCCAUACGGCAAGAUUUCGAAAUGGGUUGUGAUUUUGAUAUUCCCGAGGGCAGUACGCUUAGUGCUUCGGAUUUGAAUGGUCAACGAAACGAUAAGACAAUACUGCUGAGGGAUUCGUCUACCAGGGCCGUGACCCUUGUCGUUCCCAACGCAACAAAAGGCCCCCGUCUCCGGAAACUCUCAAUUGAUGAGACUACUAUUCUAUCCAAUAAGCAGCUCCGGGGGUUUAGGGACCAAUACUUGGAGGAAAUGGCGGAGCGAAAGAACAAACGCGUUAAAAAGAAUGAGACGGGAUUGAAAAUCCAAGCCUUGUUCCAGAAAAGUACAGGAGAUUCCGCUGUCUUUAAUAUCACACAUGGAAUGAUAUUUGGUCCCCAUAUUACCGGAAAGAUCCUGGGGUUCAAGCCUUGGUUUAUGACUGAGGUUCUGCCGUCCACCGCCGAAGGUCACGGUUACCUGGAGACCGAAAUCCCCAGAGGGAGACGGGGCUCAAGUAGUGAUUAUGAAAUUGGACGAGGUGGCUCCAACCGAAAAAGCUCUGCUACCCGAUCCAGUUUUGGCAGCAUAACCAUCCCUCUUUUGGACGAUGGCUUUGAACCCCAAGAUUUCGACAUGGGCGAUUUCAAUGUUGGGACCCCAGAGCAAUUCCGCCCUUAUCCGUUUGAAGAUUUCAACAUUUUGUUUCCUGAAAUUGAUGAUUUUGAGAUGGAACUAACGAGAAGUGCUUCUAGCUCCUCUUCUGGUCCGCGCGAUAAUGAUCUUAAUCGGAGUGGCUCAAACCCCAAGAGAAAGAGAAGGUACACCUCGGGGGCGGUACUGGUAAAUUAUCCAUUGAUCGAAGAACCAGAUUCUUGGGAUGAUACUGCCUUCAACCCUGCAAAUUCUCGGAAACUAAGUCCGCAAGACGAAAAAUUCUAUUCGUAUGUGAAGUCAAAGGGGCAGAUUUACGGGAAAAUUCAAACGAAUAGAAAUUGCACUAAUGUGAUAUUUGCCGAUUUGCUACCAUCUACCUCAAAAAGGCAGUCCGUUGCUGCUGCCUUUGCGGGAAUUCUACAACUAGCAUCCAUCGAUGCUAUUGGAAUAUCCCUCACAUACCUGGCUGAGCUUAAUAUUGAUCUUGGUCAUGAUGUCCUAAAGGCGGAUCAAGUUAGCAUUAACAUCUGUACUAAAGUUGGCUAAUUCGGUGCAUGUAUGUGAAUUUGAUAGGCUUGUACCGUAUACGUAUUUUGCUAUAUACUAUAUAUUUGAAUUAAACUUAUAAAAU